Molecule: messenger RNA, 444 nt
Organism: Lodderomyces orthopsilosis Co 90-125
Lineage: Eukaryota; Fungi; Ascomycota; Pichiomycetes; Serinales; Debaryomycetaceae
Product: mitochondrial 37S ribosomal protein bS16m
Exons: 1
Coding region: 1-444 (147 amino acids)
Biological process (GO): mitochondrial translation
Cellular component (GO): mitochondrial small ribosomal subunit; ribosome
Molecular function (GO): structural constituent of ribosome
Source: RefSeq, a predicted model, not a curated record
AUGUCAAACCCACUAAUGUCGCUUGCCGAAAAGACUGCCUACAAGAGAAACCUUGUCAAAAUAAGGCUUGCAAGAUUUGGACGAAAACAUCAACCAAUUUUCAACAUUGUUGUCAUGAAAGCUAAGAAAGCACAACAGAAAUUACCUAUUGAGGUUAUAGGCACAUACAAUCCUGUUCCUACACCACAGCCAUCAUUUGAUAAUAGCACGCCAAUCAAAGACGUAAGUUUGGACUUCCACAGAGCCAAGUAUUGGUUAGGUAUGGGUGCUGAGCCAACGCCUAAAGUUGCAUGGUUGCUUAAAAAAGCAGGUGUUUUGCCCAAUUUCUGGCCCAAGACGAGUAAAUUAUCUCAAGAGAUCAAUGCUCCUGUUGUGGAGGAUGUUAAAGAGACUCAGGAACUGCCAGUUGACGUGGUGAGAAGAAGAGGCGAUAAGAAAUAUUGA